Asparagus officinalis (garden asparagus) is the source of this 1584-nucleotide messenger RNA. RefSeq lists its product as uncharacterized. Gene Ontology annotation, biological process: maturation of LSU-rRNA from tetracistronic rRNA transcript (SSU-rRNA, LSU-rRNA, 4.5S-rRNA, 5S-rRNA); plastid translation; maturation of SSU-rRNA from tetracistronic rRNA transcript (SSU-rRNA, LSU-rRNA, 4.5S-rRNA, 5S-rRNA). The record is from RefSeq and is a predicted model, not a curated record. Gene Ontology annotation, cellular component: chloroplast. NCBI's taxonomy places the organism in Eukaryota, Viridiplantae, Streptophyta, Magnoliopsida, Asparagales, Asparagaceae. Gene Ontology annotation, molecular function: pseudouridine synthase activity; RNA binding.
AUGGAGAAGGCUCCAGGUGCAGAAGAAACUACCCAGGACGUGGAGCUUAGGAGGUUAUCCAAGAUAGCGGUGAGCCUGAGUGCUAUGAAGAGGCAAUACAACCUCUCCUCCUCCCCUCCUCCCCCCGAAAAAACCCUAACCCCUCAAAACCCUAACCCUAGCCCUAGCCCGCACCCCCUCCCUCUCCUCAUCCCAUGGAUCGUCCGCGACGACGCCGGCAACCCCAAGGUCCAGCCCACUCCCCCCGCUCCAUUCCUCCACGCCAUGGCCGAGGCCAGGGAGAAAACUUUGAAGAAAGAGAGCAUCAAGAAGAAGAAGAAGAAGAAGGAGAUGAAAGCGGCGGCGACGGUGUUCCGCGGCUGCUCUUCGAAGGCGCCGGCUUAUUCCAAGGCGGCCAGGAGGUUUUAUAAUGAGAAGAUUAGGGAGCCGCAGAGGUUAAGUAAGGUCCUUGCAGCUGCUGGAGUGGCGUCAAGGCGCGGCAGUGAGGAGCUCAUAUUCGGAGGCAAGGUGACAGUUAAUGGGUCAGUUUGCACUUCUCCGCAGACUCGAGUUGACAUCCUCAAGGACUCAAUCUAUGUUAACGGUAGCCGUCUUCCUAAGAAGUUGCCUCCGAAGUUGUAUUUUGCUCUAAACAAGCCAAAAGGGUACAUUUGCUCAAGUGGUGAAGAAUCAAAAUCAGUAGUAUCUCUAUUUGAUGGAUUCUGGAAGACUUGGAAUAAGACAAAUCCCGGAGUACCAAAGCCACUAUUGUUUACAGUUGGUCGUCUUGAUGUUGCAACUACUGGUUUAAUUAUUGUUACAAAUGAUGGAGAUUUUGCGCAGAGUCUUGCUCAUCCGUCAUCUGAGUUAUCAAAGGAGUAUAUAGCAACAAUAGAAGGUGGUGUCCAUCGAAGACACCUAAUAGCCAUAAGUGAGGGCACACAAAUUGAUGGCGUCCACUGUGUGCCUGAUUCUGUUGAAUUACUGCCAUCACAACCUGAUGCUUCAAGGCCUAGACUACGAAUUGUGGUUCAUGAGGGAAGAAAUCAUGAAGUGCGUGAAUUGGUGAAAAAUGCUGGACUGAAGCUUCAUUCACUAAAGCGAGUGCGCAUAGGCCGAUUCAGGCUUCCACCUGAUCUUGGGCAUGGAAAGUAUGUUGAACUUAAACAAGCUGAUCUCAAGUUACUGGGCGGCACAAUUCAUAAAAGCUAACAAGGGAGAUGAUCAGUGAUUUAUUAAACUUUGAAGCUGAUCUCAUCUGUAUCAUGUUCAUCUAAAUUGGUUCCUCAAAUCCUAAAAACGCUUAGGAAGGAGACGGACAAUACAUCCACGAGAACUGAACAUGAUAUCAUCAAAUAUUGGCAUCUCGGAAAUAAAACAAUUCAGUUCCUUGUGAUGUGCUUCUUGCUUCCAGUUCUUUCAGAAAGGAAGAAAUUGAAGAAAAUGUUCUCUUGUACUGACUCCUCCACAAUGUGAGGAGUUGAGCUAUUUUUGUAAAGUUGGAGAGAAUUGUAUUAGUGUUCAGCGUUAAGUAUAUAUGUCAUGGUGUAAACUACAUUAAUCAUAAUAUUAUUCUUUCAAUGAUAAAUCUAAGCUUUGUGAUAA